CAAAGCGGUAUAUUUCCGCUUCCGUCAGGGACCGGAAGUUAGCGUCUCCCGGGUGAAACAGCUUUGACUGCGAGGCCGGCUUGGUACAGGUAGGUGCAGGGUCUCGUGCGCAGCGGUUGGGCCCGGCGGGACCGGGCGCUCUAGUCUGGAUCACCCGCAGGGCGUGGAGCCGAGACCGGGGCAUGGCUCUGAGGACGACCGUGAGGGGAGCCUGACCACCGGACCCCCGCAGCUGGACGAGCGGGCAGCUCCACCAAAGCCUGGGUUUCACCCCCCGGCAGCCAUGGGACGAAGGAAGUCUAAAAGGAAGCCACCCCCCAAGAAGAAGAUGACAGGCACCCUGGAGACCCAGUUCACUUGCCCUUUCUGCAACCAUGAGAAGUCUUGUGAUGUGAAAAUGGACCGUGCCCGCAACACUGGAGUCAUCUCCUGCACCGUGUGCCUAGAGGAGUUCCAGACACCCAUUACGUAUCUGUCAGAACCAGUGGAUGUGUACAGCGAUUGGAUAGACGCCUGCGAGGCAGCCAAUCAGUAGCAAUACCAAGGACCUGCCCCCUCAACAGUCCCCAACUUGGGUACCAAUCCAGAGACAUUCCAGGGUGUAGGUCCAGAGCUGUGGCAGCCCUCCCUCUGUGUAUGGAGUAGAUGUGUGUGUGGCUGCAGGUGUGGCUAUAACAGUGGCCCUGGCUGCUUGUAGCUGGCGUGGAGGUGAGGGGUUGCUGGGUCUCACCAUGCUGCCCAGGGUGGCCUCAAACUUCAGAACCUAUGUCUCAAAUGACUCUGAAAGCCUUUGAGUUGCACCCUUCUUCAGCUCCCAGCCCUGCCCCCAAACUUUAGGUUCCUGGCUCCUCUGGUGACAGUUUCUCGACAUCCCAGGCAAGAAAUAGCUGUGGGACCUCCAGUCUCCUAAGCCACCUCACCAGCACCUUGCCCUCAGGGAACUAACUGGACUUCCCGUUCUUCCCACCUCCUUGUGCUUGUGGCCUGGGAGUCAAGGCUGCUGACCAACCAGAUCCCUUGGCUGGGCUUUGCCGGGUGCCCGUUUUCCUCUUCGAUUGCUUUUGUAGAAAAGGUAGGGGCUGGUUCAGUGACAGCUGUCAUUCACAAACCUGUCAAUAAAGCAGCCAGUACAGAUCCCCUA
Myodes glareolus (Bank vole) is the source of this 1141-nucleotide messenger RNA. It is a transcript of the gene Elof1, whose product is annotated as elongation factor 1. Gene Ontology annotation, molecular function: RNA polymerase II complex binding. The record is from RefSeq and is a predicted model, not a curated record. Gene Ontology annotation, cellular component: transcription elongation factor complex. Gene Ontology annotation, biological process: transcription elongation by RNA polymerase II. Lineage: Eukaryota; Metazoa; Chordata; Mammalia; Rodentia; Cricetidae.